Molecule: messenger RNA, 1701 nt
Organism: Moesziomyces antarcticus
Lineage: Eukaryota; Fungi; Basidiomycota; Ustilaginomycetes; Ustilaginales; Ustilaginaceae
Exons: 1
Coding region: 1-1701 (566 amino acids)
Source: RefSeq, a predicted model, not a curated record
AUGUCGAUCCAACCAGGCCUCAUCUCUCCGCCGGUCUCGGGCAGGACACACAAGGCGAGCCAGCCACGCCUUGGCGACGUCCACCGCGGUCUCAGUGCUGCCGAUGUGUUCGGCCGACCGUCCGACCACGAUGCUGCCACCACGCUCCACCACAAACCCGGCCAAUCGUAUUCGUUCGAGCAUGCGCACCUCGACCAUCCCAUCCAGAGCCCCGAAAAGAAGCUCAAGCAAGAUCCUCUGGGGGUUCCCGGUGCCGUGCGUCCUCCAACUCCACCCAUGAGCCGAGACGUUCGUCACGACGACAAAGUGCAACCCCACCACGACGAUGAGCUGCGACACCGCGCCAGCUCGGAAGGCGAACACUGGGCUGCACCCGCAUCGUCGAUUGCACUCGCACACGUCACCUCUGCCACUUCGGCCUUGGACCAUGCACACCACACCGAUCAGCGCUUCGGCACGCUCACCAAGGGCGUCGCAUUCGAGUCGGACGACGACCACAACCCUUUCCUCGACCGCCGACCCUCACGCCGCCCAUCAUCAUCCUCGUCCGAGGUCAGCAAGGCGGUUGCGCCAGUUGCUACAUCAAGCCACGCCACAUAUGCAGCCUACGAUGAAUACGACAGCGACCAAGACGCCGAGGGCUCGGUACACGACGAGGACGAGGACGAGGACGAGCAUGACUUCGGGCUCAGCGCCGACACUACACCACGCGCCUCGUCGACACGCGCCACCACACCGCCGCGCCGCACACAAGCGCCUGCGGAUGGUGCGGGCUACCGUCCUGCGCGGCCGCUGUCGGCGCAUGUGCGCGUGGAUAAUGAGGAUCUGAGCUCGGUGAUACCCAUCCGCGACACGCCCAUGAACCCCUUCCUGGCUGGUGGGCCGGCGGACAACGGAUUCUGCGGCCCGCGCGGCCACGAGGCGCGUCGUCGGGCGCAGCAGAUCCCGGGCAAGGAGCGCGGCAAGAUCACCUACGUCUUCCGCGGGCAAAAGGUGACCUACGCCGACCCCGAGUACGACUCGGACGACGACGAUUCGGACGACGAUGACGAGGAGCGCGCAAGGAUCAACGCGUUCAACCCCCACCACAACCCGGACCGACCACCGAGGCUGCAGCCGCGACUGCUCUUCCCGCCGACGCAUCCGAGCGUGUCGUCGUCGGCGGGGGCGAGUGGGUCGCGACCGAAAGCGACGCGUUCAUAUGCUCAGGCAGCGCCGGUGACCAAGACAAGCUCGUCGUAUUUGCCGUUUGCCGAUCUGGGCGAGGGCAAGGAUGAGGGCAGUAAGGGUGGUGGACUAUUUGCCGCCCAAAUCGCCGCUCAAGACAACCCGACAAGCACAGUACCAGCGACGCAACCGGCAGCAGCUGGAUCCCAGACUCGCAACGACAUUCGACACGCGGCGAGGGCGGCGCUGCUGGCGCGGCUGGACCAGACCAACUGGAGUGACGACGACGAGGACGACGAGCGUCAACGUGCCAACCGUCGGCGAGGUGCACGCGACAGCAGCCACGAUACGGCCGCAGACCAAGACGAAGCUGCUGAAGAAGACCAAGACGACGACGAGCAAGUCGAGGUGGAGAGCCAUCGGCUUGCACGCACGGCCAAGAGGCGAUCCGACGAGCUGCAGCGUGGCCACCAAGAUUCGCUCGACGCCAUGGGUCGACCGCUCAAGCGCUCUCGUGCGUCGUAUGCAUACUAG